Molecule: messenger RNA, 168 nt
Organism: Emiliania huxleyi CCMP1516
Lineage: Eukaryota; Haptophyta; Isochrysidales; Noelaerhabdaceae
Exons: 2
Coding region: 1-168 (55 amino acids)
Source: RefSeq, a predicted model, not a curated record
AUGAUGCAGGCCCGGCUCGUCGCGCACGCGCCGGGGCUCGCCCUGCAUGAGCACGACACCUUCCACCACAACGUGCCCAUGUUCCUCGAGCGCGAGGGCCUGCUGGUGCCGCUGCUGAAGCGCGAGCUCCUCGCGCUGCUCCAGGGGAUAGCGCCCCUGUGGAACUGA